AUGGUUUAUUGGCUCGUUUCAGUUCCCUAUGAAGGUACAUCAGAGAGUGAUAGCAGUAAGACCUUCAAAUUCAUCAAGGACACUCUUCAACAUCAACAACGAGUGUGUGAAUGCAUUGAAUUCAAAGUACCAAAAUUGAAAGUAGGAACUGUGGAUCAAUUAUUGCAACUCUCUGAUGACUUUAACAAGUAUGAUAGCAAUUGUGAACAAAUUACAAUGAAAGCAUUGAAGACAUUGGCUGAUGUUUCUGAACUCACUGAAUCCAGUGAUUUUGUUCCCGAAGUCAUUCUCAAAGAAGAUACAAGUGUUCCAGUUCAAACCUAUCUUGACUUUUUCCAAUGGGAUGAUUCACAAUUUCUCAUUAACAAACCCAUUCGAGAGAUUGCUGAUUCCAUUCACAAGAAGACAACCAAAUUGGAUGAAGAACUUCGUUUCAAGAUUUCAGAAUAUACCAAUUUGAAACAAAAUGUUCAACAAUUGGAACGUAAAACCAGUGGUAAUCUUACUGUUCGUACAUUGGAUGGUAUUAUUAAGAAGGAACACGUGUUGGAGACUGAAUAUUUGACCACAGUAUUUGUUGUCGUCUCAAAGUCUUCAAUUAAGGAAUGGGAACAAAAUUAUGAGAAUUUGACUGAUAUGGUAGUUCCAGAUUCUUCUGAAUUAAUUUAUGAAGACAAUGAUUCUGCAUUGUUCAAUGUUGUGGUUUUGAAAAAGAUUGCUGAUGAUUUUAAGAGUGCAUGUUUGAAGAGAAAAUUUGUGGUUCGAGAAUUCACCUAUGAUGAAGAUAAGGCUAAUUUAUCACACAUGGAAAAGGAAGAAAUGGAUGAAAAGUUAAAAAAUACCAAAAAGGAACUUGUGGAUUGGUGUCAAAUGGUAUUCUCUGAAUGCUUUACUGCAUGGAUUCACUUGAAAGUACUCCGUGUCUAUGUAGAAUCUAUUUUGCGUUAUGGUUUACCACCUUGUUACACUGUGACUCUUUUGAAGAUUAAACGAAAUGAAAAGAAGGUUCACAAAUUCUUUAAGGAACAUUAUGGACAUUUGGAAGAACAAAUGUAUGGAAUGGGUGGUCAAGAGAAUUCAUCGGUGGAUUUGGCUGGUAUGGGAAGUGCUGCCAUGAUGUUAAAUAAUUAUGGUAUGGAAUGGGCACCCUAUGUCUUGAUUACUAUUAAUACUUCUAAUCCAUUCCUUAAAUUGGAAUAA
Messenger RNA from Naegleria fowleri, 1200 nucleotides. RefSeq lists its product as uncharacterized. Gene Ontology annotation, cellular component: vacuolar proton-transporting V-type ATPase, V1 domain. Gene Ontology annotation, molecular function: proton-transporting ATPase activity, rotational mechanism. Lineage: Eukaryota; Heterolobosea; Eutetramitea; Acrasida; Naegleriidae. The coding region runs from base 1 to 1200 and encodes 399 amino acids. Gene Ontology annotation, biological process: proton transmembrane transport. The record is from RefSeq and is a predicted model, not a curated record. The transcript has 3 exons.